This is a messenger RNA of Selaginella moellendorffii, 691 nucleotides long. RefSeq lists its product as uncharacterized. Bases 130 to 591 code for a protein of 153 amino acids. Lineage: Eukaryota; Viridiplantae; Streptophyta; Lycopodiopsida; Selaginellales; Selaginellaceae. The transcript has a single exon. The record is from RefSeq and is a predicted model, not a curated record.
UCGAAAAAAACUGAAAACCAUUAUACCCGUUCGAAAAAAAGCUAAACGGGUAUUAAACGUUCGAUACCCGUUCGAAUCCGGUUGCGUUCGAAUGUUCGGAUGCAAGUAUGUUGAGCAGGCACAGGGGAUAUGGUGGCCAUAGCCGCGCUCCACGCAAUUCCAUGGCAUUCCUCGCAAUCUCUGGCGAAUGGUCGCGGGAGGAGGAAGAUCUGGGCAUCGGCAGCGCCGGAUUCUCCUCAGAAACCUGGUACCUUAGCUAUUGAGGAGGAAGAAGUUGUAGAAAACGUAGAGAAAGAGGAAGAUUAUACUGGAUCCGGGUGUAAGACUUGCGGGCGAUCGGAGGUGAUGUGGGGCUGCAAUGGGCUGGGGCGAAUCCAGGGCGGCAUUGCAGCGGUGCCGGGAUUUGGGUGGUGGCCAAUCAAGGCAUUCCGGCCAUGCCCGGCGUUCGUAGAGUCUGGGGGGCGGUACAAGAGGCAGGGCCAGAGGCUGGACGAGUUCGCCUAUGGCAGGCGAUUUAGCAAGAGCGAGAAGGAAGCAAGCCGUCCCACAUCUGAUACUCCUCGCAAGAAGACCACGAAGAAGCGCAAUUAGUAUGAAGUUCUUCCACAUUCCAAGCACGGGCUGUAUUGUUAGUAAAAUAAUAUACAAAAGUGAAAAAUUAUUAUUUUUAUUCAUAUAAAAUUUAAAGACA